AUGAAUAUCUCUAAAUUUAUUAUUGUGAUAUUUAUUAAUUCACUCUUAUUGGUUGUUACCAAUGCAGUUCUUCCCUCUUGUUCAUCAGGUUCCUCUAUUAAUGAUCCAGCACUAGCAGAAAAUGCAUAUUUAAGUGAUAUGAAAAUGAUUUUUUCUAUUGGUGACACUAUUUCUGCUGGUUUCUUGGCAAAUGACUUGUCUUCAAGCUCUGUAAAUGAAUAUAGAGGAUUUUCUUUUGUUACAGGUAAUGAAACUGAUGCCUGGACACUCAAUAACUUUUUAGCCCAAACUGCCCCUUCUAUCUCUGGUGGAUCUGCCAAUUUACUCAAUGGAAUUCGUCCAGUCAACACCUUCUAUCCAUUGUACGACGGAUUCAACGGAGCUACCAACACCACCGGUAAUCCAAUUACCUCACCAUUAAACUUUGUCGUAAGCCAAGCAGUCGGAAAGCAUGGACAAACCUAUUUCGAUAAUGAAUGGAAGAUGGUUACCGUCUACCUUGGAUUGUUCAAAGCAUGUACCAUCUGCCGAACUGUAGACUUUGGUGUACAAACCAACUCCGUUUAUUGGGCUUCAUUAUUCACUGACAUUUUAAAUAAUGUAUUGGAGAAGUUCCCUUCAAAGACCAUUAUUAAUUUCGUUGGAUUGCCUAAAAUUUCACAAUUUAAAUCAACAACUCCAUCUACAUGUUCAACCUAUAACCAAUUACAAUACACUUGUCCAUGUUUAUGGAGCCAGAGCACAUCCGUUCUAGAUCAAGUUAUCAGUGCUGCCAAUACUGGUAUUAGAAAUUCCAUUAUCAAUUGGAGUUUUGAUUCCGAUCCAUCGACAUCAACCAUUGGAUUGAACUAUCUUCCAUUUUUGACUAAUACCGUAUUCCCACCAACUGCUUUGUCACCAAUCGAUUGUUUCCAUCCAAAUGUCGACGGUCAAAAGCUCAUGACCAUUGGACUUUGGAAUAAUCUAAGAAAAAGCCCAAUUACCUCGGUAACUACUUCUACUACUUUGGUCUGUGGUGCUCCAUAUGUUCCAAUCUAUGACCCAUAUGCAUCGGAUUUAAAGAAAAAAAAAACAACAAAACAAAAAAAAAACUACCUAAUUUGA
Messenger RNA from Heterostelium album PN500, 1104 nucleotides. RefSeq lists its product as uncharacterized. Lineage: Eukaryota; Evosea; Eumycetozoa; Acytosteliales; Acytosteliaceae. The transcript has 3 exons. Gene Ontology annotation, biological process: phospholipid metabolic process. The coding region runs from base 1 to 1104 and encodes 367 amino acids. Gene Ontology annotation, molecular function: glycerophospholipase activity. The record is from RefSeq and is a predicted model, not a curated record.